Molecule: messenger RNA, 1154 nt
Organism: Colletotrichum acutatum
Lineage: Eukaryota; Fungi; Ascomycota; Sordariomycetes; Glomerellales; Glomerellaceae
Exons: 2
Coding region: 148-858 (236 amino acids)
Source: RefSeq, a predicted model, not a curated record
GGCUACACAUAUUUCAAAAUUCAAACCCAAGUCAGUUAACCUGGGCAAUCGGUUCAUAGGGACGGGUAACAAGAUCCGGCCAAGCAUCCCAACAAUUAUGUUGCUCAAGAAAACCCCGCCCCUGUCAGGGUCCUCGGCGCCCCAUCGAUGUCUCGCAGACAGACUCAUCACCUGACAGAAGCUCCCUUCGCAAACUUAUCGACUUUGUGUCCUCGACUGAUCACAGCGCUAGCACGACUUUUGGUAAGAGCAAACCACCUCGACCCCAGCGACCCGGUGGGGUGUGCCAGCUCCAGCCUCCAGGACCCAGGAAUCCGUGACCGGGCACGCAUCAGUUUGCUGAUCGUCGAUGGAGGGGCCGGACUAUUCACCCACCACCCCUCCACGCUUCGAAGGAUCAGAUACGAUGUCAAUAUCGCCGACGCCUGCGGCAAACUCAUUUCCAGAUAUCAAGAACGAAAGGGAACCAACUACUCGCCAAGGGGUGGUAUGAGAUCUUUUCCCUCUCCAGUCUCCAUGAGCCCUCCCCUCCCGAACGCUGGCCUGCGACUAGCCGGGGUCUCUGCUUGCUUCGUGGUAUCCCUGACGCCACGACCGCAUCACGCAUGCAGUUCAACGCGCGUAGGCGCCAACAAGCAGCUCUGCGGGCUCCCUACGGCUCAGGACUCCCCAUCCGGUAUGGCCUUCCUCUGUACGACAUGUAGGAAGCUGGAGCUAUGCUGCAAUUUUGGACACAGGAGAGCCAGUCGCGGUAGCAGUUGCGCGCUAAAGUCGAAUCCUUUCGCGGUUGCGCCAGUUCCUCGAGCUCGGGAUUCCGAAGUAAUUCUGUACUCAUGCGAAUACAACUCGAUGCGAUGAAGCUGUGGGUCUUUGUUACUAAGUUUUCUUAUCUGUGAGCCGUCUUCCGGUUCCGCAUAUGCGUCAGUCCAGUUUGGCCAGGCGGACGUAUCUCCAGACUCUGAACGCUGUGCAGCAAACCAAGGCUUGUUGGAGCUACCCUGUGUCCUGUGACAAAUCACCACCAUCCGCGAAAUGAAAGCUUCGGCGGAUAUGGUCCCUUUUAGAAAAUCUUGUUGGUGCAUAUCGCGGCAAAAAUCACCACUGCGCCAUUCCCAAGCCCUCGGGUCUUCAAGUUAGCCACUGCUACAUGGCCA